This is a messenger RNA of Polistes canadensis, 3815 nucleotides long. It is a transcript of the gene alpha-Catr, whose product is annotated as alpha-catulin. Gene Ontology annotation, molecular function: cadherin binding; actin filament binding. Bases 234 to 2516 code for a protein of 760 amino acids. The transcript is spliced from 11 exons. NCBI's taxonomy places the organism in Eukaryota, Metazoa, Arthropoda, Insecta, Hymenoptera, Vespidae. The record is from RefSeq and is a predicted model, not a curated record. Gene Ontology annotation, biological process: cell adhesion; Rho protein signal transduction.
GAGAGAGAGAGAGAGUGUGUGAGUGAAAGAGGCGGUGGAGGKGGGUUGUGGGGGAGUGAGAGUGAGAUAGAGUGAGAGAGAAGUGGAAGGUAGUAGUAUACAGAGAGAGAGAGAGUGAGAGAGGGGGAGAGAGUGGAAUAUAGUUGGUAGGAGGUGUGCGCGGGGUGGUGGUGGAGCAACGAACCCUCUCGCCGUGGCUCGAAUGUACGGAGCGCCGGAGUUGUGUUCGAAUCAUGGCGACACCCGACCCCGUAGAUCCAGCCACCCUAGAGAUUAAGACCCGUAGCAUAGAACAGACACUACUCCCACUAGUGAAGCAGAUUUCUACGUUAGUGUCGCACAGAGAACGGCCGCUAUGUUCGGACCGGAGUCUUCGUGCCGUUGCAAGGGUAGGACAGGCGGUAAAUUUGGCGGUCGAAAGGUUCGUCACCGUUGGCGAAACCAUAGCCGACGACAAUCCCGAGAUCAAACAAGACAUGUACGAGGCAUGCAAAGAGGCCAGAGUCGCUGGAUCGGCGAUAGAAAAAUUAUGCGAAUGUGCUAUGGAAGACAGUUUAGCCGACCGUGGCUCAGUUGUCAGAGCAGCAAGAUGUCUUUUGGGUUCGGUUACGAGAGUCCUUUUAUUAGCGGACAUAGUCGUGGUGAAACAAUUGCUUUUAGCGAAGGACAAGGUUGCCCGUAGCCUUGGACGUCUAGAAAGUGUCUCGAAUUUCACGGAAUUCGUUAAAGCGUUCAGCCAAUUUGGUGCGGAAAUGGUGGAAUUGGCUCACCUUACUGGUGAUCGUCAGAAUGACCUGAAAGACGAGAGACGAAGGGCUCAAAUGGCCGCUGCCCGACAAGUUUUAGAAAGAAGCACGAUGAUGCUACUCACAUCCAGCAAAACGUGCCUGAGACAUCCUGAAUGUCCUUCGGCGAGGGAGAAUAGGGACACAGUUUUCUGUCAAAUGCGAAGAGCGAUGGAUCUAAUACAUUACGUGGUCAAGGAUGGUGUCCUCGAUUGCAGUGAAUCUCAAUCUUAUCCCAAUUCUCAAAAUCCACAGCAAGAAGAUUGGGACAGUAGUACGGUGUGUUCUGCAUUGAAAUAUUUUGAGAGGCUCGUUGAAACCACAAGGAUGACCCUAUUGGGACAAGGUUGUCGUGAAACACUGACAUCAGCCCUCGACACAGUAGUGGAAAGGACCCAGGAUUUCACUGACAGUGCUUACACGAGUCACGAACACCGUGAAAAUAUCCUUCUUCUAUGCGAUAGAGCGAAACUUGAGUUGAACACUCUUUUGCGGAUCGGUAACAGUAUGAACUUCGAAGGAGGUGGAUGUUCACCAAGCUCAGAGAUGGAACAAGCAGUAUUGGGUGUUCUUCGAGCUACUCGUGACCUUCGUCAACAGCUUACUACCACGACGAUGGAACAAGCUGGUGACCUUGGACAGGUGACCAAAGCCGGUCAGGAAUUAGUCUCGACAAUUAGGAACCUUGCUUUGGCUAAUGAAAUCGACCGACUUCAAGAGAGCAGCGAUAGGUUUCACGAGUACAUCGAACAUAUUCUCGAAGUAUGCAAACUCUUGAGACACGUCGCACUCUCGGAAUCCUUACAAGUUUCGGCUAAGUUUACCGAAAUCAACCUGAGAAUUUACGGGCCUCAAGUGGUGACAGCUGCGCACACGUUAGCUAGGCAUCCUACUAGUAAAAUUGCUAAAGAAAAUUUAGAAGUUUUUGCUGAUAUGUGGCAAUGGUUGAUGACCGACGUGACAACAGUUGCUAAAGACGUUUUGGAAUUGAGUCAAAAUCGACCGGAAAAACAGGUCUACAUGUCAUUGCCAAGACCAGGUAAACACGGUACAACGAGUAAACCAUUGAAACCAGUUAGACUGGACAGCGAGGAACAAGCAAAGAUAGCGAAGGCUGGCCUUGAGAUGAAGCUGAUUACAUCGGAGAUGGAUGCUGAGACGGAGAAAUGGCAAGAGAGUGGUAGUGCACUAGAGGAGAACAACGACAUCGUUAAACGUGCUAAGAAUAUGUCGUCCAUGGCUUUCUCGAUGUAUCAAUUUACAAGAGGGGAAGGUGCCCUUAAAACAACUCAGGAUCUUUUCACUCAAGCUGAGUAUUUUGCGGAGGAGGCGAAUAGAUUGUACAAGGUUGUGAGACAAUUCAGUUAUCAGGUACCGGGUGGACCGCACAAGAAAGAACUCUUAGAAAAUCUGGAUCGAGUGCCAACAUACGUGCAGCAGUUGCAAUUCACCGUGAAGAACCCAACCGUCGGUAAAGCGGCGACUUUUACCAAAGUCGACAACGUUAUACAAGAGACAAAGAAUUUGAUGAACGUGAUAUCGAAGGUGGUCACUACGUGCUUCGUCUGCGCCACAAAGUACAACCUGGAUUUCCGAGGUCUGUCGGCGCGUGGGGCUGGCGGCUCGCCGUACAGGGGCGGAGAGGGUGGAAGCGGUGAUGGGGAAGGUGGAGGUGUUGGUGCCGACGGCAGCAAGGCGGGCUCCGCCCCCGGCAGCGAUCCGUCUGUCUGACAGUUUGGGAUGGCCCGACGGGCCAAGGGGGACGCUCGCCGCACCCGGGUCUCCUUUCUGCUUUUUUAGGAAGAGCCUCGCCUGCCCCACAGUGGAACGUACACGUCGAUGAUGACUACUACUACUACUACUACUACUACUACUACUACAACAUCAUCAUCAUCAACAAGAACAAGAACAAGAACAACUACUACAACAACUACUACAACUACAACUACAACAAUCAAUAUAUCACAUUACUAUAUCGAUCUCAUUAGGAUCAUUAUUGUCAACGUCAUUAGUAUUACCAUUGUCAUCAUCAUCAUCAUCAUUAUUAUUAUCAUCAUCGAUCGUGUACGUACACAAAUCUUCUUCUAUCAUCACGAGCUUGCCUCUCUCGGUCCGAUUCCAAUCGCACCACCCACUCACCCUCCAUCUUACAAAAUAUUCCAUCGUUAUAUUUCUUUUAUUUAUUAUUAUCUCUUUGAAUACUAUUAACUCUAUUAAACACUAUUAACUAAAUAUAUUCAUAAUAUUUAUUCUCACAUAUCUCUCAAUAUCCCCAUCUCCUCGUUAAAUCCAAAUAUCUAUCUAUCUAUCGUGUUUAAUCGUUUAAACAACCUCUAACACCCAUAAUUAACAUCAACGUCAUCGUCAUUCUCACUUCUUGUCGAUCGAUAUUCAAUCGAACCAUAUUUAUAUCUUAUUCUAAUCCACACGUAUUAUCCCAUAACUAUUCCCCUUGACACAUCUUAUAUAGAUUUUUGAAAAUCAUAUCAUGCAUUAUCAACAACACACACACACACCUACAUACACAUACACGUACACGCACACACACAUAAAACUCGUUUGAAUUUUAUUAUUAAUACUAAUAAAUUAAUUCGAAUUUCUCUCGAGUAAUACAAAUGAUGGGAUGAUGGAUGGUUCAUAUCGAUCAUACUGAAUUCAUUCGCGUUUUCGCACGAUUUACACAUACUCGAGGCAUACUCGUGAUAUUUUUCAUCUAACCAAAUCGAAAAAUGAUUUGUCAAUAUUUGUUAAUAUCACGUAUGAAUUAUCUCUCGAGAAUUAUAAUAUAUUUCUAUAUAAUAUAAAUAAAAAAAAACACGACGUGUACGUUCCAUUCAUCACUCGCGAAUGCUUUUACGAACAUCGAAAGAACAACAACAACAACAACAACAACAAAAGCAAAAAAAAGCAUAAUAUUCGAUCACGAAUCACGUCAAUGCGUAAAAUGAUUAAUCAAGGCUAGGAAAAGGGAAAGAAAGAAAGAAAGAGAGAGAGCAAAAAAAAAGAAAGAAAGAAAGAGAAAGAAAAAGA